This is a messenger RNA of Amoebophrya sp. A25, 15034 nucleotides long. Lineage: Eukaryota; Dinophyceae; Syndiniales; Amoebophryaceae. The record is from the annotation of a GenBank genome assembly.
AUGGGAUUCUUACGCUCAGCAGUACUUGUACGAUGUCCGUCGGCCUCCGCGAAGAUGUUGUUCAUCUUCAUGUUCGUCCGCGUGAUAAGUGUUGCCACUGGCGUCAGGGCCGCAUUGUUCGGGCAGCAUCCCUCGCACUCUCACCUGAAUAUAUCCCCCGCCACGGAAACCUCGUCGCCAGACACAGACUGCACAUGGGAUGUGGAUCAAUAUUUUGCUGCAGAGAAAAAGAUAGCAAAGCUUCUCCGUCAGCGAGAAAUAGAAGAAGAUGGCCAUGAUGAUCUUGGGAAGUCUCCUUACAGCUCUAAGCCCGAGAAGAUAGAGGCGGAACUCGACCUCCCAGGCUCACGCCCCAAGAGUGAUUGGGAACAAUACGCAAAAGAAAGCAUUGAUCGCCAGCUAAAGGGAAAGAAAGUUGUAACACCCAAUCAACGGAUACUACAGCGGCAAAAACGAGGAUCUAACACUUACGUCGGCAGCAGUAUAUCUUGGACUUUCCUAGUAAAACAAGAAGCCUCGUACUCGUCGAACAUCCUGGCAACACGUUCCUCAUGCUCUAACGGUGUUAUUUGUGCCACCUCCUUGAGUAAGCUUAUAUAUGUGAAGUGAGAGGGGUGGAGGUUCCCCCCCUGUGGAUGGGGCGGUGGUGGCGUCCGCGCGCUCAUUUUUCCGCGGUGGUGAAGUGUAAGGACCUCUGGAGGCGAAGGCGUCAAAAGGCGGAGCCGGAGGCUCCUGGCGGCUCUCCGCGGGUACCUCACAGGCAUCCUGACUCUUGGACCCUAUCAGGGGGACGGCCUCCGGGGGAAGAAGGCCGCCGAAGGCGGCGGCGGUUGCGAGGCCUGGCCCCUUUGGCCCUCAUCCAGGGCCAAAGGCGAGGAGGAGUGGGGGCUAGGCGUGCCCGCCUGGGUUCUGUCGGAUACACGCAGCACGGCGAAAGGGGGCAAGCCUUGCCAACUGCUGCCUUCGGAGGCCUUCCACCUCCCAAGAAACUCCCCCAGUGAGGAACCCGCACGCUGGAGGCUUGUAGGGUACACGCAACUACAAGCCGCAACAAGCCAAAGGGGGCCCAGCCUUGCCACCUUUGCGACCUUCGGAAGCCUUGCACCCCCGGCCUUCGGUGCUUCAGCGGCCUCUGGGAUGGGGGGUCUGUAAGGCCCAGGCAAGAAGCGGGAAGGGGUCGAAGGUGGGCGCUUGGAGGCUUUUCCGCCCGGCAGUCCCUCCCCCCUAUUUAUGCCAUGUUUAUGCCAUCAUUGUUUGGAAGGACGAAGACGAAGAGUGCACUCAUAUCUCUGUUGAGUGCACUUUUCAUUCCGCCGUUCUUUCUGCCCUAUAGUGAUUAAUGAGGAAUGUCUAGUACACCAAAGAAAUAUCACAACAAACUUCUCUUUUUCUCUGUGAAAGGGGAACUAAGUAGUUGCAUCUCAACAUCUAAGAACCACGGGAGGAGUCGCGUUCAGAACGGGAGAUGGCCUUAGAAGAAACAGCAGAAGCAGCAGCAGCAGCAUGGCAUCGCUAUACCAGGUGUUUGCGCGCAAUGAGUCCAAGGGUGGCGAUGUUCUCUACAUUGGAGAUGUUCCAUGAAUUUGAUUUCUCAAGGCACUUGCGGUGGGGCAACGGAGCGUCAUUAGGAAAAGCGAAACGAAGUGUCAAAGAACUGGUCGACUCGCUUCGUUCUGCGAGACCUCUGUUUUCAGUAGCAAUAUGCAUGCGUUCUGAUGAAACGGUAAAAGCAUGGGAGAGCUUUCUGCUUUUAAGACUUGUAGUUUGAAUUUUCCAUCCAAUCAGAAUGAUGAUCCCAUCACGAAAAGUUUUAUUAAUUGGUAAAUCAUGUGGCUUAAAUAAGUGGAUACUUAUGUAGUAGACACUUACAAACUUCCAACAUCUGAACAUAUGAAUAAGUAACCUCCUCCCAUAGCAGGACUUCGCGCGUUUUUUCCCUUGGUAUAAGUACGAGGCUGUGCUGCAAAUCUUGCUUGGCUUUUGCCCGUAAAACGGCGAAGGUUUAGGUCCAGCGACGCUCAAAGCACUAAAUAAAACAGCCGGUUUGUUUUUACCUCUAACUUUUGGCUUAUCCCAUGCAGCAAUUAAUUGGUAAAUCUAUAUCUAUGUUUAUGUUGAUGUAAUAAAUUAAGUAAUCGAGCUUUAUUGAAAGGCACAAGCACUCCCGAGGUGGAUCGUGAGGAGCCUUCCUGGCUUCGUUUGUUUUAAGAGACUAGUUAAACAGGCUAGUAGGGCCCACACGAAUUAGGAUCCAGUCACCGUCACACGAAUCGAGAUCUGGAGUGUUUAUAGAAUUACUUAUAUAUAAAUAUAUGUGGGAUUUUCUAAUGAUAUGGGACAUCGAACUAAAUUCGGAGGUGAGCCCAGCUGAGCACUGGUAUCGUCUGCACGCCGUGAGCAAGCACAUUCAAGAAGGGUCCGAUUCUCUAUUUCCUGACAUGGUAGAGCAAGAAGACAUUGCAUGCUACAUGCAAGGGAUUCUCGGGUCUCAAAGGGAGAAACUCAUUGCCGCUGAAGUCGCUUUUUACGACACGACUGGAGGUGAAACUAGUGGUAUAAUUUUUGGAACACCUGCAGCAACAAGAAGAGCUGACGAGGGCAGACAAAUUAUUAUAAAUCAAGAACAUGCAACCGGAAGAGAAGUUUCCCAGGUGCCAACGGGUAACCUUCUCAACAGUAGCUUGUUCGAGGGGAGAACAAUAGACGCUGACGACCUGGUCACUGGGGGAGGCGGGAAAGGUGGACGUUCGACGUCCAUCGCAAAGACAAAGCAACGGCUUGCCGGUUUUCUAGCACGACCGCAGGCAAGAGAUCAGCACGACUCUACCAGAGAGGAUCAAAAUAUAAAAAGCAGGCGCGAGGACGCCACUGGAGGUGCAGUGGACGCACUAAGCACAGGUGUCCGGAAGUUGAAGAUCGGUGGUGCCGCUGAUUCACUACACUCUUCCGCCUCGGGCGCGGCAUCGUCCUCCUCGCACGUAAGAAGCGAGGAGCAGAGCAAGGCCACUAGUAUUGAGCAGAAGACUGGAGGUAAAGCAGGAAAAACUAAGGAAAAGGAGAUGAAGAUGUUUAUAACAGACAGGUUUCCCUUUGAUCUUGAGGAGGUCUUUGGUGAGUUGGCCAUGGCCUUAAACGAUGCCGUGCUUGAAGGGCGGAGAUUGCGUCGCCAGUCUGGUGAAGAAAAGCAGAGUGCUAACGAAGUCCGAUUUGGUCUCAGAAACCUAAAGCAGCUGCACGAAGACAGUAAAAGCAAUCGGAGGACCUGCUCCACGAAAGGACUACUAGGGUGCGAAAAAUGGUAUACCUUCAAGGAUAUACGAAACACCAUACCAAUUGACAUACUUGCGGAGGAGCUUGCCCAGAAGGUCGACUACAUUUUUUCGGGGCGCUGCAGUGACAGCUUUGACGACCUCGUGGAUCAAAUACGGAUGGUCUCUUCAUCAUUGGGAGAUGAUGGACGUCAAGAAGCCGAGCUUGAGCUACUUCUUGAUCUCCUGGCAGAUGACCUCCGUCACUUUUAUUACGAGUUUAGUUUGCCCUUCAAUCUUCAUGGACGUGAUCAAGAACAAACACGAGGGAUUAUACAGGCCGUGGCGAAAAGAUUAAAGAGGACAUUGGCAGCCGAAAAAUUUUCUUUUUCACUGGUGGUAGAAUUGCGCUGUAACAAAAACCCUGCGAAGGCAGAGAAGUCGGCUUCUACAAAUAGAGGUCGUAGUCCCUCUGGUCCACGCCCAUCAGGCGGCAACGGCGGGAGAGGAGGUACAAAUCAAACUCAGCCUCGGUUUCUUUGGUUUCUUUGGGUCGGGUUAGUUAGGUGCGGCUAGUCCUGUUUGGGUGGAUCAUAAUGUACAAAUGAAAAUGAUGAUAAAGAUAGGAUAAAAAUUCCUUGGCCAUGAACUACCAGACCUUUGUCGUGUUCGUUAGUGGUUCUCGUCUUCCAUUAUAGCGCUAGUAUUAGGUCAAGGCUUUGCUUCAUUAUUUAGAGGCUCUACCUCUAGUUAAGUGCUGAAGCUCCACCGUCGCGACCGCUACUUAAUCCGACUUUUUUACUUAAACAGAUGGCCCCAGGGAUGGUGAUGAAGAUGAUGCAGGCAUGGAGGAAGACGGCUCAAGUGGCGCGCGACGAGGUUCCAUGGCUAGCGGAAGCGGCUCCCGCUCAAGUGGCAUAGGAGGCUCGCCUUCCUCUGCAAAAAAAAGGACGAGCGAAGGAGGACCGACUCAAGGUAAGAGGACUACCGAUUGUUAUUGGUCAUUUUCAAUGAAUUUCACACGCGGCACACUGAGAACUAUAGGCAACAUGCCCAGAAAGCGGGCCCAUCAAGGGCCCGCUGCGCUGGGCAUAGGUUAGCAACUACCUAGACAGAUUGAGGACUAAGAGACAGAAAGACAGACGAAAAUAGUCGCCAAGUCUGCUCGCCAAGGCUGGGAAGCUGGCUCCCACUGUGGCGAGGCUAGUAAGGAGCGAGGCUACUGCUAGGGCUACUGCCUUGGCCAGCUUGCUUACUAGGGGCAAGCCAAUUGGCGCCAAGGCUGGCCCGCUGAGCGUCAUGGAGUCCACGAGAAGGCCACGCCUGGACAUAUGUAGGAACAGAAGUUGGGCCCUUCUGAGUGUGAUCAUGUCCAGGAGAGUCCUGAGGCGGAGCAUACCCAUGGCAAAAGGCUGACACUGGCGAGCGUCAUGGAUGAGGCUCAUGAGAAGGCCACGCUUGGACAUAUCUACGCGCAGGGCCAGAAGCUGGGCCCCAACCUUCAAGCGCGGAGGUGUAUAAGCUUGGCCGCCUCAUGGACAUGACGCAUGCAUGACGCUCACCAGGGUCCGGCUUGUCUUUCAGAUAUGCAAGUGCUCACAACUAUCAGCCCCACAGUCAUCGACAUCCUUCCUCAGCGCCUUCAGCUUUCACCAGCGGAGGCGCAUAGGCUUGGCUUUCUCAUGGACAUGAUGGCGCUCCGCAGGGUCCACCCUGCAGACAUGCAAGUGCUCGCGGUUAUCUUUCUCACAAGCAUCGACAUCCCCAACGCCUUCGGCCUUCACUUACGGAGGUUCACAGGCUUGGCUUUCUCAUGGGCAUGGUGGUGCUCUCCUCCAGGGUCCACCUUUGAGAUUUGCAAGGGCUUACCGCUAUCAUUCUCACAGACAUCGACAUCCUCAGCCUCAAUGCCUUAAACUUUUAACGUCACAGCUCAGAGAUGUAUAAGCUUGGCUUUCUCAUGGAGCUGAUGGCGCUCACCAGUGUCCACCCUUCAGACAUGCAAGGGCUCAGGCCAAUCACUCCCCCAGACAUCGACACCCGCAGCGCCUUCAACUUUCAAGCGUGGGGAUGUAUAAGCUUGGCCCCCUCAUGGGCCUGAUGAUGCCUGCCAGGGUUCACCCUUCAAGCGUGAGCCUUGUUUUGAGUGUGGCGGGCCAUGCGUGUCCUCCUAUGAGAAUUCUAAGGGAGAGCGUAUUCACGUCAAAGGGCCGAACCUGUUGAGCGUCAGGAAGCAAGUCCAGGAGAAAGCCACGCUUGGGCAUAUCUAUGCGCAGAAGUUGGGCGCCUGUGUCGUGCCCUUUGUUUUGGGUAUGGCCAUGCCCAUGAAAAUCCUAAGGCAGAGCGCACCCAUGUCAAGGGGUAGACGUAAGGCUGGGCCUGCUGAGCGCCAUGAAGUCCAUGAGAACGAAGGCCACGCUUGGGCAUAUCUAUCCAUGUGCAGAAGUUGGAUCCUUUUGAGUGUGAUCAUGUCCAUGAGAAUGCUAAGGCAGAGCAUACCCAUGCCAAAAGGUCGAACUUGUUGAGCAUCGUUCGCGAGGCCCAUGAGGAGGCCACAUCUACGCACAGAAGUUGGGCCCCAGCUUUCAAACGCGGCGAGUAGAUGGAUAGAGCCGGGCACAUUCAUGCUUGAAGGGUGGGCGUGGAGCCUCUUGGGCGUCAUCAUGUCCAUGAGGAGGCCAAACCUGUGCGGAUACGUGUACACAAAUAGAGGACCCGGAGGGCGUCGAUGCUUGUGAGGGGAGUAGGCCUGGGCCCCUCCAUAUCUGAAGGGUGGGGCCUCUGCCUUGGGCGUCGUCGUGUCCAUGAGAAGGCCAAACCUGGACACGGCCGCGCGCUCCUGUGGUCGAUUGCUGUGCGCGGAAGGUAGUCGCGGAAGGGACAUAAGCUGACUUUUUUUCAAAAUCUUCAGGGAGGUCGCUCGGCUUUCUCUGUAUUUGAAUGACCUCCCUGAAGUUUUUGGAAAAAAAACAGGCGCUGGGUAGCGGUUCGCUGGAAGUUCGUUGAGGCGAUUCGCUAGGGGUGGGCGCGUGUUGUCCUGCUGCAGGUGCGGCUGGUGUACUUGAGUAGCCUACAAACUAACAGCCGCGCGAGCCUUCUGCUGAUAGAUUUCGUCGGCAGAUCAGUGAAAGAGGCGGCAGCGCUGAUGGUGUUGCGAUUACUGUGCACCCCCAUGCCUCGGAAAAAGCAGCCGCACUUACGGAGAAGGCCGCGCUUCAAGGUGGUGGGUGAUUUCUUGUUGUAUGAUCUUAUAGAAGGAGAGAUACCGACACCACUAAAAAAAUAGCCGCAAUUCUUCUAGUUGGUGAGGAAUCUCCCCUGCUGUCAAUUCACUGGCUCGAUUUCAUAGAAAGAGUGGCGAAUCUGAUAAGCGAAAAAUGGCCAGGGUGCAUUAUCUGGCUGGGCCAACUCGUAAACACGUUCUCGGGGGUAGCGUUGAACUCGUAGCACUAGCAAGCGCUUUAGGGAGGCUUUGCUAUUAGCCUAGGUUUAUAUCAGAUUGCCCUUAACGGAGCUCCUUAGGGAAUUUUUUGCUUCUUCGGGGAAGUGAUAGCAACUUUUUAAAAUAGAAAAUCUUUAAGGAAAUCAAUUUCCUUAAAGGAGCUUCUUAAGGAAGCUCCUAAAGGGAGGCCCUUAAGAGAUUCCCGCCAGUAGCUAAUACUAUAAAUAAAUACCAAUGCGCAUAUAUAUUUACAUGCGGAUAGUCGAACUCUUGCUCCGCCCGGUGUUUCCGAGGCCUCUUGAAUUGUGAGAUUGUCAAUCAUGGGGGACCUUCUGAGUGAGGUGAACACUGUUCCUCCUAUUCGUGCGGAAGUGAUUUUUUUUUUCAAAAGCUCCCGUCGUCGCUCUAAUACGGAAGUCGAUGCACAUGCAUUCUUGUGGAGGCGCAUCCUCGAGGGUGCUUCUAUGAAUGCGGGCGAAGAUUUGUCAGCCAAGAGCAACAUAAAAAUCGAAGACCUAGACGAGGAGACGGUGAGAGCCUUAAAGAUUUGUUUUCCGAAUGGACGUGAAUUCUUGCGCAGCGCUCAGCCAGCUUGCGCAGGUGGCACUCUGCUGCGAAUUGUCGACGGAUGUGUAAUGAAUCCGGAGGGUGAAAAGCGCCAGCAAACCGACAGAGUUUGUGGUCGAGCGAUCGGUCGAAGGCAGUCGGGAACUCGGGAAGCUCUCCAGGAUACUGGUGUACUACAAAAGGACGCGGACCAGGUCCAGCGCGAAGAGUUCUCUGUUAUCGAUGCUGCUAGUGCUACUGAUGAUGGCUCUGGUAGUGAUAAUGAUGACGCCCCUGACGAUGUUGGUUUCUAUUAUCGUGAUAACCAUAAUGAUGACGAUCACGGUGAUGAAGAUCAUGGCGAUGACGAUGAUGACGCGAAUAAUGCACAGGGAGGCGCAAGGAUUCGUGGCGCCAUCCCUGCUGAACAGCCUGUGAAGCCCCGCCGGCACUCAGAUGAACUCGCAGUGCACUUCUUCGUCUGCAUAAUUAUCAGAAUGCUGCAGGCUCUCUGGCGUAUUGUCUGUAAGAUGAUCUCGGAGGCAGCUGUGCCGCUGCGUUUAGGGUAUAGAAUCUACGUAGAUGUGCUGUAUGGUCCGCCGGAUUGGCGAGAUGUUAUACCAGAGGAGGCGGGCGCCAGACCAGUAUAUGGAACUGGUUUGCUCGACCCUAACGAAAAUCUCGACGAAGUAGAGAAAGAGCAGGAGGGGUCUGCUUCGUUGCCUCCAAACUACGUGCAGCGAGCAUUUCGCGACUACCUCGAGAAGCUAAAAAUGAGGGAGAAAUACAUGCGGAACAGGAACUAUCCGGAUGCUUAUGAAGAAGAAAAAACUAUUAGUAUCUACUUUUUGCUCGAUAUUUAUAAAAAAAAUUAAUCCUUGGAGCUAUCUAUUGCACAGUAAUGAAAUUAUGGAAUUCGCGAGCAUUGCAUCGCUCUCCGCGCUCCUUAGUAUAUCCAUAAAUAUCUAUACAAAGCAUCGUCUGCAGUGCUGCCCCAGGGACGGCCUAAGGUCAAUAUACAAUGAUAGAUUUUAAUGAUUUUGAUUAUUGAGAGGCGCACUGCGGCAUGGUUAUAUUAGAGUCGUGGAUGUGUGAGUCUGAGUGAGUGACGAAAUGGAGGAUGGAUUACGAGGGGUAAAUCUUCUAAAGCAGCGUGUUGUUGCGACUAUGGCUGGAACGUGCCGCGAUCAUUUUUCAGAGCACCCCCGAUAAAGCGUGGAAGCAUUACACGGAGCGUGAUCGGGCGAAGAGGAGGGGAAUGCGGAUACGCCCUGUCCAAGAGGAGAUCCAACGGCUCGAAGCGCUCGUGCAGCAUUAUGAAGAUGACCAAGCAGCUGAAAGACUACCAGGACUCGCGCAGCAAUACGAAGAUGAUCCACCUAGAGAUGCUCCACCAGCCAUACUAUCAAUCCGGGAGGAAGAAGGACGGGGCAAAGGACUAACUGACGUAUCACCUCACAUGCGGAACGAAAGACAAAAGCUACUGCUUUCUUCCAUGGACGACGAGGAAAUAGCAAGGAAUAGGGCGAUGAGAAAGAAAAUCACGCUUGUGCUAAAGAGAUGCAUGGAGGGAUUGAAAACGCAGGAGAGGCUCAGCAACAUAAGAGAAGGCACAAGCUUCUUUGAGAUUGAGGAGGCGGCAAGGAUGGCGUACCUUUUGGGUGAGGAAUUAGACGAGACACUAGGAAGGACAACAGCUGACACCGACAGACAGGCGCACCAAUAUAUUUUCGGCGGCGGCGCAGCGGAGGCGGAGCAUCGACCAGGCGAAGUGCACCCGGGGAUGCGACGGUUGAUCGAGGACCAUCUAAGAGCCGCUUUCGAGGCCAGGAAAAUAGUGUAUGAUUCGGAUUUGUCGCUACGAAUUUCAGCACGGAUUUACGCCACCGCUUUGCUGAGGGUGUUCGCUGACUUUCAGUUAAGGCAUCAACAGAAAAGAUGACAACUAAGUAAUUAAUAUGGCAUUUCCUAACUCUGUACCCUGCGAAAAAUGGGCACGCUACUUCUACUACACUACUACUCCUACUGCUACUACUACCACUACUACGACCACUAGGCACCCACAAGAAUAAGAAAAUCCUAGAGGUGUUUAGCAGUUUAAAAGCACUAGGCCCCAGCUCUUACAUCAGCGGCCCCCAUUGGGGUCGGCUGGUUUGUCAUCUGGGUCCCGAACCUUGAACCGCGAACCGGCUUCCCCUCUAAGUGGCAGCUGAUUGAUUUACCAUCUGAAUCCUGAACCCUGAACCGAGAACCGGCCUCCCCUCUAAAUGGCAGCGGAUUGGUUUGCCAUCUGAAUCCUGAACCCUGAACCGAGAGCCGGCCUCCCCUCUAGAUGGCAGCUGACUGAUUGCACUUCGCGCCAGAGGGUCUCUGUUUCGAAUCUUGGAGAAGCCAGGACUCGACUGGCAGGGGAGGUGGCCUGCAAGUCGUUUGCCUGCGCCGGCUUGUAUUCACCUGCCGCCUUGGCCUAGUGGGUAAGUGCUCGCACGUCACCCCAGGGGGUUCUUUGUUCGAAUCUUGGAGGGGCCAGGAUUCGACUGGCAGGAGACGUGGCCCUCAAGUCGUUCGCCGCCCCCUACGCCGGCUUGUCAUCACCUGCCACCGUGGCGGAGUGGGUAAGUGCUCGCACUUCGUCCCUGGAGGUCUUUGGUUCGAAUCUUGGAGGGGCCAGGAUUUGACUGGCAGGAGAGGCGGCCUUCAAGUCGUUUACCGCCCCCUACGCCAGCCUGCAAUCACCUGCCACCUUGGCCUAGUGGGUAAGUGCUCGCACUUCGCCCCUGUAGGUCUUUGGUUCGAAUCUUGGAGGGGCCAGGAUUCGACUGGUAGGGGGGGCGGCCUUCCAGUCGCUCGCCGCCCCCUACGCCGGCUUCUUAUCACCUGCCACCUUGACCUUGGCCCAGUGGGUAAGUGCUCGCACUUUGUCCCUGAAGGUCUUUGGGUCGAAUUGUUGAUAUGGUAGAACAGCGAAGGUGUUCGUCAUAGCCAAUUUAGGAGCGUUCCGCGUGCUGUCAUCUCCAUUCAUUCCUUCUCUCUGGGGGCCGCGCAUCCUACACGCGGUGCACUUGGGACGCCAAGUGUAUAAAUCCAUAUUCCACCAAUCCACCAAACUAAUAAUCCGAAUAUUCAAACAUUCCCUCCCUCCUCUUCCCCUUUCACACAUUCACCCUAGCUCACCGUUGUUGUGCUCAUCUGGCUACAUCUCACUCACAUUAUUCCCCUCCACAUGUUCGCACGAUGACACAACUUUGUGUGGGCUAGACUGAGUGUCUGACUGCACUAGCAAAAUAACACUCCUAAAUCUCAAUGUCAGCACCUUCAUAAUGCUCACCAAUCUAGGGAGGGCCGGGAUUCGAGUGGCAGGAGAGUUGGCCUGUAGGUGGCAACACAUUUGCCCUCUUGAAAGUGCAACGCGUUUCGUUGAAAGUUCAGUGGGUUUUUGUUGAAAGUGCAAAGUGUACUGUUGAAAGUGCGGCAGGUUUUGUUGAAAGUGCGGCAGGCUUUGCUGAAAGUGCGGCGAGUUUUGUUGAAAGUGCGGCAGGUUUUGCCGAAAGUGCAACAAGUUUCGUCGAAAGUGCAGGAGGCUUUGUUGAAAGUGCGGCGAGUUCUGCUGAAAGUGCCGAGGGUUUUCUUGAAGGUGCGGCGAGUUUCCUCGAAAGUGCAGCCAGUUCGGCUAAAAGUGUGAAGGGGUUGGCUGGUCGUGAGGCUGCGGCAGUGUUCUGGGCUCAGGCCUUUCCCUACAGUUCUGCGUGACGCAAGCCAGAUCCAUAAGACGAAGAACAGAAGUGCACGGGCGUGGCCCGCUGUAAUCAGAAAGACCAGGCAAGAGCAAGCAUGGGCGCGGCUGCUCGUUUCUAGGCCUUCUAGCUAUCUGCUUACCCCAGUGCGUGAAUGUUGAGGGAGGCCAGGCUGUGUCCUUGGGUCGUACCUCUCUCGUGGAUUCGGUAGGCUCAGUGAGACGUGUGCAGAAGUGGAGGCAAAGUAUGCAAGUAGCUCACUUAGCUCACAAGCUGCGCAAUUCCAAAAGCAAAAAAGACGGACGGGGGGGCCAGGCUUGGCUGGGUCGGUGAAGAGGGCGGAGCCCGCUACUUGGAGGGGAAACACGUACAGCCAUCCACUUUCUUAGAGCAAUACCGCCUCGGAGGGUUAGCCACUGCGCUAUGUCCAUUUGGUUCGCGGUUUCUUGUCUCGUCUUCUCACUUUCUCUCGCAUAGCUUACAGGCGUGCCUAAAGUUCUACGCCAGGCUCGAGGCGGGUCGGAAGACUGAAGAAGCGCGUGAAGCUGACGGCCCCGCGCCGGCGUAUAAAGUAGCCGACGCCAUGCGUGACAGACGUUGGCAAGGGUUUGGAUGAAGAUGAGCCAUGGCCGCAUUGGUUGAGCUUGUUCCAUUGCUUUACUGUGCACUAGUCUGAGAAAGUAAAAAGAUUCUGGCUGUCUUCGGUUGGAGUAGUCGCUUUCUGUGUCGGAUUUCUUAGAGAUUAGAACGCCGCCCGCUGGCCAGCCGGCGGCUUCUCUUUCUCUUUCUUUCUAACAAAUAUAUCGCCGGCGAUCCUGGUCAGCGCGCUGCCUGCGAACCUUGACGAGGCAAGAGAGGCGACUGGCGUGACCUGGGGCGAGCGCGAUUCAGAGCGGGCGUGGAUACAGCUGCAGGCGGCUGCAUGUAGAACGACUAGAACACGUCUGCGAUGAUAGAGCUCCAUGGAUGGGCUCGGUUCUUGAUUCAGGGCGCAGGGGUAUAGGGCUGCUCUCUAUGAGGGGGCCCCACUGAUAGACCCGGCUCGCGAUUCAGAGCGCAGAAGUGUAGGUCUGCUCUCUAACUAUGAGAAAGCUUCACGGAUGGCUUCGGUUCUCGAUCCAGAGCGCAGAAGAGUAGGGCUGCCCUCUAUGAAAGAACUCCACGGAUGGCCUCGGCUCUCGAUCAUUCAGAGCGCAGAAGUGUAGGGCUGCUCUCUAUGAGAGAACUCCACGGGUGGGCUCGGUUCUCGAUUCAAAGCGCAGAAGUGUAGGGCUGUCCUCUAUGGGAGAAGCGAACCCCAUGGGUGAGCUUGGUCCUCGAUUCGGAGCGCAGAACUGUAGGGCUGUCUUCUAUGAGAGAACCCCAUGAAUGGGCUCCGCCCUCGAUUCAGAGCGCAGAAGUGUAGGCUUGUCCAUUAAUGUGAGCCAAUCCCAUAUCGAGCUCGGCUCUCGAUUCAGAGCGCCGAAGUAUAGGGCUGCCUUUUAUGAGCCAGCCCCAUGGAUGGCCCCGGUUUUCGAUUCAAUGGACUCGGUUCUCGGUUCAAUCUGCCUGGCCUUCUCUCGUCUUUGUGUCCUUUUUGGCUUACUUUUUUGCUGGAUCUUAGUCCCCUCUCCAGAUUGUUGUUGCGGAUUUUCGUGCUUUUUUUUAGGAGCUUAACACGACUAGGCUACGCUUGGAAAAUCCUUAUAGUACUACUAGUGCUACUACUCUUCCUCCUACUCUUACUCUUAUCGUAUUCGAUCAAUACAGUAGGUUGAAAUUGAGGCGAACGUGCGAGUUCAUGUUUUAUUUCUUGGAAGUACUAUCUUUCCAGCCUUUUUUUGUGCACCUAAAAACGUGACUUUACGUUGAUGGCUGCAUCGUUGGGCGAUGAUGCUCAUCUUGGCCGUCUACCUCAAGUACAAUAUCGUUAGCAAUUAGCUUGUAUUUUGUUCAUCUAUAGUCUCGAACUCGGAUUAUUUAUAUUUUGCAUGGUUUCUAGUUCUAGUUCUCCUUUAUUUCUUUGUUCACAGGGUAGGUAGUUGCUAUCUUUAUCACGCCAUGGGUGAGCCACAUCUUCUAAUAAUUAUCGAAGUCUGCGGUUUGAAAGCGUUGAUCAGAGUUGCCUCGGUUGUGGUCUGCACUCUAGUCGUGGGCUGCUCCUUGGGUUCUUUUCUUGAUCGAGCAGCUGCGCUCGAGCCUCUUGAUCGGGCAGCUGCGCUCGUGCAUCGUUCAGUUGAUCGAGCAGCUACGCGCGAUGAUAUUUUGAGAGUUAUGUUGAGAACAGCAACUACUUCUUGAUUGCCCCUAUGGCAGUCUGCACAGACCGUCGUGCUAGAUUCAUUGCGUUGUAUUGUAUCGAAUUGCGUUGGAUUGCAUUGCAUUGUGCGAAAAUCAGUGCCAUUGAGUGGCUGUAGCUCUUCUUUUGGAUCAUGUAAUCUGACGAGGCUGCGUGAAAAUCUCGUCCAAUUGAGGGAGAGAAAAAAUCUAUCGACGUAGCCUUCCUCCUCUAAUAAGGCAUUGUACCCCGGGUACAACGAAUACGAAAUAAGAGCUGUAGCUGAAGAAGCCGCUAAAGCUGCUCGGCCUCGAGAACUAAGAAAGAGAUUAUUCGAGCGGCUGCAUGAGCAGAUAGAAGCUCGCGCAGAAGGGGUAGCAGAACUCGCGGAGCUUAUGGCCAAGAUGCCACAAAUGGAUGCAACCAAGAUGCAGCAUUUGCUGUCAAAGUUGUGGGGAAUACAAUUACAAAUAGAACUGUCCGACGUGCUGGAGGUGGAACAAAAAGCCGACGUCGCUCUCAUACUUGGUACGUCAUUAGACGAACCGGAGCCAUUGCAGGAAAAACACUGGCUUCACAGUUAAGAAAUUUUUUCUCCGACUAGAUUGAUAACAUCAGUGCUGACAGUAGAAGUAGAUAUCUUGAUUAAACACUCACACAUAUUGGAAAUUUUUUCUCCUACGUCUUUCUGGCUGCUAGUACAUGUACAGGAGUGUAGUAGUAGAAAAUUAUAAGAAGUUUUGACUACCUCUACCUGCAGUCGAAGAAGUACUUUUACUUCUCUGUUCUUUGGUUCUUUACAAAGGAGGUAUUAAAUGCAGAGCUCUAAAAUGGUGUUGGAGGUAGCCAAGGCACAUGCGAUGCAGGAGAAGGCUGGCUCUUCAGCCUGGACACAUGCGAUGUAGAAGACUGAAGAACAUGUAGUUAUCGGCCAUCAUAUUGCGGACUACAAGUAGUACAACAAAGACGGAAUUUCAUUUCUUUUAGAUGUGGGGAUUGAUCAAGAAGACUACAACGCAGUGACAUCCAAGCAUGUGACGAUCAUGGAAAGAUGUGAUGUAAGGACCCGCAAGUAGGAGUGUCCGAGGGAUACAAGAAUGACGAAUACAUCCAUUCCAAGUAGCAGACAAGGAGAUGAUGCCGACCUUUCUGCUGGGUUCUUUGUUGUCGCAGCAAAGGUGACUUGGUGUGUCGCACGUGAAGGCAGAUCAGCGUGGCGCUCAACAACCUCCCAGACGAACUCAUUUAUUAUAAAGAUGAUGAUGUGAGAACGAUGGCGAAGUAGCUGCUGUCGACAAAAUUUAGCUGCUGGACUCCUACGAAUGCACCGCAUGUUGAACGGGCUGGAUAACGAACUUUUUGCUGAGGCAACCUGUGAUCUAGACGAUUUCUGGUGGAACAAAUACGAAGUAGAUUGUCAUUGUGAGAAUCUUCAAGCAACAACCGAUUACAUGUCGGUUGAAGGUGAUUUCUUGCUUUCCUGCAAAACUUUCUGAUCCUGAUCCACCUCCUGUUGAGAUAGUCAUCUUUGAUUACCUGUAUGGUUCUAUGUAAUCCGAACUACCCGCUUCACCAAUUUCCAACUCCUGGUCCUGCGGUAGAACCUUCAAAUUACAGUUUUCUGUUGCUGCUGGGUACAUUCUCUAUGAUCUGAUAACUACUGCGACGGCUUUUAUAAGCUGAGCGACUAUAAUGUGUACGUCGACGGCGACGAACGCAAGCCUCUCACGAUUAAUCGGAAAAUCAACUAAGAAAUGUUGCAGUCUCCUGGCAGAAUAAGAGCGACCAGAAUUACAACUCGGCGGAG